Hyaloperonospora brassicae is the source of this 1242-nucleotide messenger RNA. NCBI's taxonomy places the organism in Eukaryota, Oomycota, Peronosporomycetes, Peronosporales, Peronosporaceae. The record is from the annotation of a GenBank genome assembly.
AUGCACGAGCUCCAGUGCGUCGUGCAGACCUACGCCUGGGGAAAACUCGGCCUCGAGAGCUCCGUCGCGCAGCUGAAGGAAGCUGCCGACGCUUCGUUCACGGCCGAUCGCGAUACGCCGUAUGCCGAGCUGUGGAUGGGGACCCAUAGCAAUGGGCCGUCGCGCGUGUUGCGUGAAGGUAACAGCCACGCCUCGCCGCUGUUGAGCGAUUGGCUCCAGACACAACGAGGUGGCAAUGAGGCACGGGACCUGCCGUAUCUCUUCAAGGUGCUGUCGGUGCGCAAGGCGCUGUCCAUUCAGGCGCAUCCGGACGUGAAGCUCGCGGCAGAGUUGCACGCCAAGUUUCCCGAGAUCUACAAGGACGCCAACCACAAACCCGAGAUGAUCAUUGCUCUCACUCGCUUCGAGGCGCUUUGCCAGUUCCGUGACAUUGACGAGAUUGUAGCGCACCUCGAGACAGUGCCAGAGUUUCGAGCGCUGAUUGAUGCAGAGGUGACGCGGCAGUUGAUAGCACAGCAGAACGAAGCGUCGCUGCGCGUUUUCUUUCGCUCCUUCAUCUACGCCGAGCCGGUCAACAUUGCUGCUCAGUUGCGGGCACUGCGCGCACGGCUUGACGCCUCACCGGGCUCGACCGCAAUGGAGAAGAUGGUGCUUCGCUUGGACGAUGAACACCCUGGUGACAUUGGCUGCUUUUGCCCGUUUUUGCUCAACUACAUUGCGCUAGAGCCCGGCGAAGCCCUGUUCCUCCACGCGAACGAGCCCCAUGCGUACCUGUCGGGUGACUGCAUCGAGUGUAUGGCAUGCUCUGACAACGUCGUCCGUGCUGGACUGACUCCGAAGUUUAUGGACAAGGAGACGCUGCACUCGAUGCUGACGUACAACACGGGCAAGCCGCGCGUGUACAGGGGCGACGUCCAAGGUGCUGGUGUUGCACGGCUGUACAGCUCGCCAGCCCCCGAGUUUGAGGUCGAGACCGUUGAAUUGAAACCCCGCCAACGGUAUCGCCUACCAGCCCGUAAAGGUGACUCGAUUCUUCUGGUCACUUCAGGCAGUGGCUCAACGAUCGAUCCAUCUUGCACACCCGACGGCCAGCCGAUGUCGAAGGGCCAGGUGUACUUCCUCCCAAAGGAGCAGAUUUUGGAGAUCAUAGGCGAUGGCGAUGACGGUAUUAUAGUAUUUCGCGCGUCUCCAAACGAAAGCUUAUCUUCAACGUCGCGUGGCUGGAACGUCUCCGAUAAUUGA